Molecule: messenger RNA, 789 nt
Organism: Adineta ricciae
Lineage: Eukaryota; Metazoa; Rotifera; Eurotatoria; Adinetida; Adinetidae
Source: the annotation of a GenBank genome assembly
AUGCCACCCAAAAAACGAGGAUUUUUCAGUCGAAGAACUAAACAACCUAGUCAACCAAAGAAUAUGAUACUCGUGGAUGACGAUGACCCAACACCCGUCAAUUGGCCAGCAAAUACACCGAUGGUGCCGACCGGCGCGGUCGAUAUCGAUGAGUCCGUACAACUUCCAACACACACAGUUCAACCGAAUAACGACCAAAACCAUGGACAAGUACAUUUACCACCGAUCUCUCAACAGCAGUAUAACACGAAUCACGCGCACAAUCAUCAUCAUCCUGAUAAUUCUUCACGCCUUUCAGCAGAUCAUCAGCAUUCUCAUCAUCAGCAUCAUCAUCAUCAUCAUUCCGGACGUGCAUCAUUACCCCUACUGGAUCAUGAUCAUAAUCCAGACCACGGUCAACAUCACCAUGAGCACCAACCGGUCGAACAUCAUCAUCACCAUGAACAUGAACCAGUCCAACAUCAUCAUGAACAUGAGCAUCACCGCCAUCAUAACAAUCAUCAACAAAGUCAUCAUCAUGAACACGGCCAUACUCAUCGAAUCCUCGAAACAUAUGAUCCUCGUUGGUGGUAUCUGAAUACACCGGUUCAUGCACCGAAAUCCUGGCGAUCGCCUGAGUAUCAUUAUGUAUCACCGAAAUGGUAUGAAUCACCACGGCGGUAUUAUAAAAUUUUAAAAAAACCGGAAGAUUACACUUUACCACCACGAUUGCAUAUCGACUGUCGAUGUUUAGUAUGCAGACCACCGAGAGAAAAAACUCGUGGUAUCAAAUGGGUUCUCAACCAAUGA